GUCGCUCUCAUUGCCACGAUGGAUCAGAUGAGGUUAACUGUCCAAGUGUAGCUACUCCUGCACCUAGGCCUAAUGUCUUGAAGUGCCGGCUGGGCUCAAGGCCGUGUAACGAUGGCACAGAGUGUGUUUUAUACAGCCACAUAUGUGAUGGAGAGAAGGACUGCAUGGAUGGAUCUGAUGAACAGGGAUGCUCAGAAACUUGCAAACAAGGUGAGUUUCAGUGCUCCCAUGGGAAGAUGUGCAUCCCUGUGGCUCAGGUGUGUGAUGGGAAGUCACAGUGUCGGGACCAGUCUGAUGAACAGGACUGCUGGGAACGAACCAAGAGCUGCGAGUAUCGUUGUGUUGACGGCAAGCGCUGCAUCCCAAACAAAUUCCUCUGCGAUGGGGAGAGAGACUGCCUGGAUGGCACAGAUGAGGUGGGCUGCGACCCUACUACAACAACUAAACCUGCUGUCCUCAUGUCCACAUCAGCUUGCAUCGCUCCCUCAGUUCUUUGCCCAGGCUCAUCCCUCUGUAUCUCUGAAGAUCAGCUGUGUGAUGGACAAAGAGAUUGCCCUGAUGGAUUUGAUGAAAAUGGCUGUGUGGUACAAUGUGAAAACCAUGAUGACUUCUUGUGCAGUGACCGGAGAAAGUGCGUCCCCAGGAUGCAAGUGUGUGAUGGUCGUGCCCACUGUCCCGACGGCUCGGAUGAGAGGCAGUGUCAAUCAGCUGAUUCUCCUGCUUCCUCCUCCAUCAACGUCCUAAAUGCCAGAUCUGCCCCUCUGAGGUGCCGCAAAGGUUUCAAGCCAUGUAAAGACGGCCUGCACUGUGUUAUGUACAGCCAUGUGUGUGAUGGAGAGAAGGAUUGCCAGGAUGGAUCAGACGAAGAAGGAUGUGCUGUUAAGUGCAAAGCAGGUGAGUUCCAAUGUUCUCACGGGAAUCGAUGCAUCCCACCAGAGCAGUUGUGUGACGGGCAGUACAACUGUCAGGACCGAUCUGAUGAAAUGGACUGCUCAAGGCUGAGUGAUGGCUGCCAUCGGCAUUGUGAUAACAACACCCGCUGUAUACCAAAGACCUUCCUGUGUGAUGGCGAGAGAGACUGCGCCGAUGGGUCAGAUGAGGAAAAGUGUGGUGUGGUGGCCUGUACAAUUAACCAGUAUCGCUGUGCUAGUGGCCAGUGUGUGUCUGACGCUCUGAGAUGUGAUGGAUAUGCUGACUGCAGUGAUCGCUCGGAUGAGAUGGACUGCACAAGACCCCCACGCUGCCUGACACAGCUCCGAUGCCCAAACAGCCAUGAGUGCUUGCAGAAAGAGUGGCUCUGUGAUGGUGAGGACGACUGCAAAGACGGGUCAGACGAGAAGAACUGUGUUACACCACCAGCAAAGUGCAGGGGAUACCAGUGGCAGUGUGGAGACAGCAGUCAGUGUAUCCCUCUGUCCUGGAGGUGUGAUGGGAAAAGGGACUGUUACAAUGGCGUGGAUGAAGACAAAUGCAACCAGAGAAAAUGCCCGUCUCACCUUUACCAGUGUGGGAGUGGUGAGUGCUUGGAGCCUGGCCUGGUGUGUAACGGCUUUACCAACUGUGCCGACAGUUCAGAUGAGGGCGUGGGAUGCACUCGGCGCAACUGCUCCAGCCCAUCAGCUCCUCAGUGUGACCACCACUGUGUCAGCACCCCAAAUGGAGCGAGGUGUUACUGUGCCGCAGGGUUCAAAAUACAGUCCAGUGCUGUGUCCUGUGUGGACAUUGACGAGUGCAAUGGAUUGCCGCACGCUGUAUGCAAACACACCUGCCUCAACACCCGUGGGUCCUAUGUCUGUCAUUGUCACCCUGGCUUUUACCUGGAGCCUGACAACAAAAGCUGCAAGACCAAAGACGAACCUUUGCUCCUGGCGUCGGUGCAGUCAGAGUUGUUACUGCUGGGAGUCCAUAGCAGCACGUUGCGUCUUCUCUCCUCUUCCAGUCGGCCGGUCUUCUCACUGGAUUACCACUGGGCACAACACAGAGUUUACUGGCUGAGCCCCGACUAUCAGAGCAUCCGCUGGACUGACAUAGAAAAUUCAAAUAACAAAGGCACACUUAUCAAAGGAGUGAAGUCAGACUUUAUCGCUGUAGACUGGGUCGGUAAGAACCUGUACUGGGUGGACGGACUCGUAGGCCAGAUUCUGGCUGUGAAGCUCAGUGAUGCUACAGUGAGAUCUCAGGAGUACACUGUGGUCCUGGGUGAAGAUCUGGAGCAGCCAAGCUCUUUGGUCUUGCUGCCCCACAGAGGUCUGAUGCUGUGGUCUGAGAUUGGCAGCACCCCUCAGAUUGAGCGGGCUGGCAUGGACGGUUCAAAGAGGAAGGUGGUGGUGAGCCGAGCCUUGAGCUGGCCUGUCAGUUUGGCCUAUGACCUCCUGGACAACAGGGUGUACUGGGCUGAUGAGAAGCUGCGCUGCAUCGGCUCGGCCUCUGUGGAUGGAGACGACGUCAAGAUACUCCAGUUAGCCGAAACUCCAAACCCUUUCUCUGUGGCCGUCUUCAAUGACAGAGUCUUCUGGUCUGAUACAAAGAGGAGGACCAUCCGCUCAGCUGACAAGAACACAGGAAAAGAUCAGAAGGUUCUUCUGAAGAGACCAGGACAGCCAUUUGGACUUAAACUGAUGCAUGCCCUUUCCCAGCCAGCCAUACCCAGCCCCUGUGAUCAGCUACACUGCUCCCAUCUCUGCCUUCUGGCCCCAGCGGUGAGGGGCAAGUCUGGAGCUCCAGGAGCUCCAGUGGUGAGGGGGCUUACUGCAGUUUGUCGAUGCCCAAAGGGGCUGCUACUUUCCAAGGACAAGAUCACCUGCUCUCUGCCCAUGGAGUCAACGUUCAUCCUGCUUUUGUCUCGUACAACAGUCUAUCAGAUUCACUUAAACUCAAUGCAUAAAGAUGGUGUUGCUCUUAAAAAAAUGCCAAACGGUCGAGUUCUAAUCCUCCCUGGAGUAACUGAGGCCUUGGGGCUGGACGCAUCCAUCAGAGAGCUCUCUCUGUAUGUGGCUGACGCAGGACAAGGAUCUGUGGAUGUGCUGAAAUUGAGCAGCUCCAGAUCAGGAGGGCAGCUGACACCUGCUGGACAAAUCCUAAAGCUAAAGGAUGACACCGUCUCGGCUCUGGCAGUUGACUGGGUGACUUCCAACCUCUACUGGAGCAGCACCACGCGGCCCGAUCUCCAUGUGACCUCCCACCGUGACGGCUACACCACCUCACUGCUGCAGGGGUUGCUGGAGGGCACCACUUCCAUCGCGCUGCAUCCCCCCUCAGGACGACUUUGCUACACAGCACUAGUCGUGGCCGGUGAGAAGAGCCAGGCAGAGGUGAACUGUGCCUGGAUGGAUGGCCGUAAUAAAGCAGUGCUGUGGCGGAAGUCGAGCAUCCCCACCUCGCUGGUCUUUUCCAAUAAAGGAACCAUGAUUUACUGGGCUGACACGGGUGAGGGAGUAAUCAGCUCUAUUGGAGUGGAUGGAUCAGGUUAUAACCAGUACAAAACGGGGCCCGGUCUGCUCAUCUCCUUCACACAUACUGAGAGCAUCCUCCUCUGGGUCACCCUGGAUAAAGAUGUAACCAAACUGUGGUUCAGUGAUGGGCUCCAGCCUAAACAACUGUGGUUUGAGACAAAGACCAGGAUGGUGGAAGUCAGAGCCUACAACAACAACAGCCAGACUGGAACGAAUAGCUGCUCCAACAACAAUGGCGGAUGUGACCAUCUGUGUCUGCCCUAUCCUGGAGGUCGGGCAUGUAAAUGUGGGCGGGCCUUCUACAGUGUCGAUGCAACGUCCUGUGCCCACCUGCCUGACUGUCCUGCUGGAGAACAAUCUUGCCAUGAUGGAAGCAAGUGUGUCAGCAGCAUCAAGUUCUGCGACGGACACGUGGACUGUCCGGACCAGUCUGACGAACAGGACUGUCCAAACACAAACUCGGCAUCUUUCGGGACCAAAGCCGGUGAUGGCCGUCUUCCCCAGUCUUCCUCCUCCCCUCAACCAAACUCCAAAAAAGGCUCCACAUCCUGUGACCUCCAACACUGCAGUCAUGGCAACUGCAUCACAGAAGGCAAAGUCACUCGCUGCCAGUGUGUGGCUGGUUACAAGGGAGAGUUUUGCCAAGAGACUGAAACUGGACAAAGUCAUGUGGCUGUCAUCCUGGGUGUCUUCUGCCUCGUUGCUGCAUUGAUGGCUGCUGCUUUUAUCUUUGCCAAAAGGAGAGCCUGGGCAUCGAUCAGAAGCAGAUCCACAGAGAAAGAAACUCUGAUGGCUAACAUGGGCCUGCCUUUUGAACACUAUGAUUCUGACUCUGAGGAGCUGGACUCCCCAGUAGACGUAAAGAACCCCCCACUCGCAUUAAAGUCACUCCAGCCUAAAUAGAUUUCUGCAUCCACUGAAAUAUGGAACUUUGGCAUCCUGUAAACACCUGGUUGUCACUUUAUAUCAGAUAUCAAUAAUAACUGAGGAUCCAUGUCCCUGUACCUGAAUUUCAACAUGGUGAUGCAGACUGUCAGUAAUAAACAUGAUAUAAGAUGAACCAAUAACCAGUCUCUGUUUCAAAUUCUCUCUGACAAAGAAAAAAAACAUCUGAAGGUUCUUACUAAAGUAACGAUGGAGGUCACUAAUGAGCUUCUGCACUGACAUUGAGGGAAAAUUUGCUAAUGCCGAUUGGUCAGUUUCAGUCCAAUGUAAUAAAAGGUUAGCUUGCACAGCAUGUGUGUGUUUGACCGUCGAUUCAGUGAAAUAGCAAGAGUUCUUAACAAUCCAACAUAUUAGAAGUGACAAAACAUGAACAAAAAUAACUCUCCAUAUCCCAGACUUGGCGCAGACAGAUAUUUCAUCAUGUCUAAUCCGUGCACACUUGCUUUGUGUGUCAUUGUUUGGCUGUUCUGAUGUUGCUUCAUGUUUCUCUAACACUUACUGUAUGUGCAGUAUGUGUGUAUUGUUUAUCUUCUUAAUUCUACUGUGGUGACACUUUUUCAGUGUUGUCUUAUUCAUGCUUACAUGUCUGUCCACUGGGUGUGAAGUGUGUGUCUGUGUGAAUGUCUGUCACACACAAAAAUCUCUUCAAACAUCCCCUGAGCAAGAAAGAAGGAUGCCUUGCAUUUCUACCUGCAGGUUGACAGUUACUUUUAGCAGAUGAGCCGAGUUUAGCUCAAUUAAUGGACUGUGGGAUCACAUAGCAGGUCCUC
Messenger RNA from Seriola aureovittata, 5167 nucleotides. Its product is annotated as low-density lipoprotein receptor-related protein 2-like. Gene Ontology annotation, molecular function: protein binding; calcium ion binding. The record is from RefSeq and is a predicted model, not a curated record. The coding region runs from base 165 to 4355 and encodes 1396 amino acids. The transcript has 24 exons. NCBI's taxonomy places the organism in Eukaryota, Metazoa, Chordata, Actinopteri, Carangiformes, Carangidae.